Molecule: messenger RNA, 7912 nt
Organism: Equus quagga
Lineage: Eukaryota; Metazoa; Chordata; Mammalia; Perissodactyla; Equidae
Gene: PDPK1
Product: 3-phosphoinositide dependent protein kinase 1
Exons: 17
Coding region: 372-2129 (585 amino acids)
Biological process (GO): peptidyl-serine phosphorylation; intracellular signal transduction
Molecular function (GO): ATP binding; protein serine/threonine kinase activity
Source: RefSeq, a predicted model, not a curated record
UCCGCCGCGGGGAGGAGGACGCUGAGGAGGCGCCGAGCCGCGUAGCGCUGCGGGGGAGGCGCCCGCGCCGUCGCGGGGCCCAUGGCCAGGACCACCAGCCAGCUGGUGGAGGAUCGAUGUGCAUCACGUGGCUUUUGUGAAGAUAAAGACAUAGAGACAGAUAAAUAAAGAUCCAGAGGGAUCUGAGGGACAUCAGUAAAGAACGAUCCAGAGGGAUCUGAGGGACAUCAGUAAAGAAAGAUCCAGAGGGAUCCGAGGGACAUCAGUCAACCCUCUUCCCCCAAAUUCAACUCCUCCUCCGCUGGGCACUGACUCAGACGCAAGAGCCCUGGGAAGCCACCCGAGGUCCCCGGCUGUGGCUUCUCCCCCAGAUGCUCACAGUGGCCUCCAGAAACCUAGUGAGUCAUCUCACCGCUCCACGUCCUCAUCUGCCCAGUGCAGUACUGUCCUGCCACCAGCUGGUUAAGGACUAUGAGUAUGAUACCGUUCCUAUUCAGUCCAGCGUGGUGUUAUGUUCCUGCCCAUCCCCAUCAAUGGUGAGGACCCAGACUGAAUCCGGCACGGCCCCUGGCGUUCCUGGCGGUGGUACCAGGCAGGGCCCCACCAUGGACAGCACCACAGCUGAGUCCAGGCCGAGUGCCAACUCCUUGCAACAUGCUGCACAGCCACCACCACAGCCUCGGAAGAAACGGCCUGAAGACUUCAAAUUCGGGAAAAUUCUUGGUGAAGGCUCUUUUUCAACAGUUGUCCUGGCCCGAGAACUGGCAACCUCAAGAGAAUAUGCUAUUAAAAUUCUAGAGAAACGUCACAUUAUCAAAGAGAACAAGGUCCCGUAUGUAACCAGAGAGAGAGACGUGAUGUCGCGCCUGGAUCACCCCUUCUUUGUUAAACUUUACUUCACGUUUCAGGAUGAUGAAAAGCUGUAUUUUGGCCUUAGUUAUGCCAAAAAUGGAGAGCUACUUAAAUACAUUCGCAAAAUCGGUUCGUUCGAUGAGACGUGUACCCGAUUUUACACGGCUGAGAUGGUGUCUGCCCUGGAGUACUUGCACGGCAGGGGUGUCGUCCACAGGGACCUGAAACCAGAAAACAUUUUGUUAAAUGAAGAUAUGCACAUCCAGAUCACAGAUUUUGGAACUGCAAAAGUAUUAUCUCCCGAGAGUAAACAAGCCAGGGCCAACUCGUUUGUAGGAACAGCCCAGUAUGUUUCUCCAGAGCUGCUCACAGAGAAAUCGGCCUGUAAAAGUUCAGACCUUUGGGCUCUUGGAUGCAUAAUAUACCAGCUUGUGGCAGGACUGCCACCAUUCCGAGCCGGAAACGAAUAUCUUAUAUUUCAGAAGAUCAUUAAAUUGGAAUAUGACUUUCCUGAAAAAUUCUUCCCUAAGGCAAGAGACCUUGUGGAAAAGCUUUUGGUUUUAGAUGCCACAAAGCGAUUAGGCUGUGAAGAAAUGGAAGGAUACGGCCCUCUGAAAGCCCAUCCAUUCUUUGAGUCCAUCACGUGGGAGAAUCUGCACCAUCAGACGCCUCCAAAGCUCACAGCUUACUUACCAGCCAUGUCGGAAGAUGAUGAAGACUGCUAUGGCAACUACGACAAUCUCCUGAGCCAGUUUGGCUGCAUGCAGGUGUCAUCGUCAUCGUCCUCCCACUCCUUGUCUGCCUCGGACGCAGCUCUGCCGCAGAGGGCGGGCAGCAACAUUGAGCAGUAUAUCCAUGACCUGGACACUAAUUCUUUUGAACUGGACUUACAAUUUUCUGAAGAUGAGAAGAGGUUAUUAUUGGAGAAGCAGGCCAGUGGAAACCCGUGGCAUCAGUUUGUAGAAAAUAAUUUAAUACUAAAAAUGGGUCCAGUAGAUAAGCGAAAGGGUUUAUUUGCACGACGACGACAGUUACUACUCACAGAAGGGCCACACUUAUAUUAUGUUGAUCCUGUCAACAAAGUCCUGAAAGGUGAAAUUCCAUGGUCACAAGAACUCCGACCAGAGGCCAAGAAUUUUAAAACCUUCUUUGUCCACACGCCAAACAGGACAUAUUACCUGAUGGACCCGAGCGGGAAUGCUCACAAAUGGUGCAAAAAGAUCCAGGAGGUGUGGAGGCACAGAUACCAGAGCCACCCAGAUGCCGCUGUGCAGUGACACGCCCAGAGCUGCUGCACUCGCUGCCAGGACACGUGCCCCAGCGCGGCUCGCCGCCAUCGGGACGCUUCCAGACCACCUGCCAGCCAUCUCAAGGGGGACGCAGACAGCGGAACCUUGCAGCUUUUUUAUUUAAAAGAAAAGAAGAAAAAAAUACCCAACCACACGAAGAACAAAACCAAUAAUGAAAAGGAAUUCAGGGUCGCUUUGCUUGCUCUCUGUGCUCUGUGGAGGCUUCCCGUGCUCCCUUGCUGUGGGGACGCAGCGCCGUGCACGUCUGCCCCAUUCCUGCCCGGCCUAGUAGACUAGUGGACAGAGUCGAGUCACCAGCUCUCCACCACACACCCUGCUCACCUGCUGGGCCUGCUGUGGCCGAGGGGAUGAGGCGUGUCUCUGGGCUCAUUCUGCCCCUGUAUUCUCAUGGAACUGCUCACCAGGGAGCUGUGUGUGCCUCUGCUGGGGGUGGCCCCCGGGCUCCAUACAUUGAGGGGGGUCUUGGCUUUUCUCCUUGUGCUCCUUUUCUUGUGUCCCUAGUUUAUGGCCCAUCCCCGUGCCCCUGUAGGCCCGUUGCUUACCUCCUCGAGUAACUCUGGCUGUGGGAUUUCUGUGGUUCUUGCUGUGUGUCUGCAAGUACUCCACAUGUUGCUUCUGCCAGGCAGGCUCCAGGAGGUGAGAAGCAGAACAGGUUGUCAAGGUGAAAUACGGAGCCGCUGCUGAAUUUGGAGGGUGCCAGCAAAGUGUUCACAUUUAUCAUCCUGCUGAGCAGUGUUGUCCUCCAUGGCUGGAAACCAAGCGCAUGUCUACAAGGAGCACUGUCAGAAGGGGGCCCAGUUAGCACCCAGUUGCUGCUGGAGACAGGGCUCUGCCCGGUCCCAUGUGAGGCCAGGCAGCAGGGCAGACUGGGCCUGGUGGGCCCCUCCUGCGAGUUUAUUUAAAAGGUGAAUUGUGCAGGCCUCCCACUGAUUCAUUGAUUGAUUACCUAGGGGCUGAGAGACCCCUGGUUUCAGCAAAUUGGACGGUACUCAGUCACAUCCAGGUGGCACAGAGGAGUGCAGGCUCCCGGCCGUCACACAUACCCUUGUGCGUGUUGUGACUGAAUGUUCUUGUAACCUAACUCAGAGCAUUUUUACAUCUCUACAGUGAAAAUCUAGAAGCCUUCUCAUGUUGCCAGGGCUUUGCCUGGAAAAAAAGUGUUACCUUGCAGGAGGGGCAGGAACACCACACUGAGCCGCGUGCCCCAGCCUUCUCUUCUCCAGUUUCAGGCUGGCUUCCUUUCCCUUUAGAGGCAGUGCCCUGCUGUGUCCUCACACAGUCCAGGAUUCACUAGUCCUUUAAUUUUUCUCUGCUGCUAUUUCCCAGACAGAGAGCUCCUGUCUGUCUGGUGGGGCUCAGCCACCCCUCUCCUGCCCAGGUUGGCCCUGGAGGGCUGUCCUCGGUCCCAAGUGGGAGAGGAGCAGGCACCACCCACGAGCUGCUCACAGACAUGUCUCUGUCCCUUGGGGAUGAACAACUUUGCCAUUUCUUUUAGACUUUCACAAAGGCACCAGCAAAAGGCUCACAAGAAGAGAUUCCUCCUGACUUCUUCUCUGCUCCCCAUCUCCUAUGUUGAAUGAAUCCGCCGUCACCCUGGGUGACCAGUGGUCCAAGUUGAGAGGAAAGGUGUCUUUCUCAAACUUUAGUGAUAAGAGCGGCUCUCCUUAAACUGGGGAAAAAGUUCAGAUGUGGGGGAUCCCAUUGUGCUUGGCAGUGAGAGGGGUCUGGAUGGGAGCAGAGGUGGUAGCCAAGUUUGCCAGUGCUUUCUGCUUAGGCCUUGUCCUCUGGCUCUGUAAGAGCUACACGAGGGGCCGGCCGAGGGGGAGAGUGUGUGUGUGUGUGUGUGUGUGUGUGUCUGUGUGUCUGUGUGUCUGUGUCUGUGUCUGUGGGGGUGCCAAGGUAUUGGGGGCGUGCCUGGCCUGGGGGUGUCCCAGAGACCAGAGCGUUGCCCUGGGCAUGUGGUCAGAAGUCAGGCUCCCUCUUUCCUCCUCCUUGCUUUUGAAAAGGCUUACCUGUGCUCACCUGCUUUUCACAAAGUGAGUCUCGCUCGUCCCUUUCUUUCAGGAGUUCGAUUUCAGGCUUACUCCCCGUGUUUAUAGUUCACCCUCCUCAGAACAUCCGUGUCUGGGUGUGCAGUUUGGAAGCCACUCUUGCACAGUGUCUUCCUAGGUGUCUGGUCACAGGGAAACAAGCAGAGCUCGUAUUUGGCUUUAACAAGAGCACUCAGCGGGGCUGCUCGGGGAGAGAUGAAUCUUGCAUCGCAUUCUUCCCUCUGGAUAGCGCCACUACCUCCUGGGCUUAACCGACAAGCUCCAUCUUAACCUGCAAAACCAGAGAAUAAGGGGUUCAGGGCUGAGCUAGCAGCUGACGGAGCUGAAGUGACUGCCCUUGCCUGAGCCAGUGACAGCUGAGCCCUUCUCUGUAGGUCACCUUUCUCUGCUCACUCAGAGUCCUCCUUUUUCUUUUUUUUUUUUUUUAGGCUCAUACAUACUCUUUCUUACCCUGUGCUUGCUCCUGUCGACUUUAGUUUUAUCCAGCUCAUCCUUAGAGCCAUCGUCCCAGCGUGCAGGUGCCUUACGUUCUAAGAUGUGGACGCAGGUGUCAGUCUGUGUGCAUACAUAGACAUAUGGAAAUAGAAAUGUGGAUUUAUCCAAGGCGAGAAAGAAAACGCCCUGUUUAAUAGGUCCAGGUGCCAUGUGUCUUCCUGAGAGAGGGCAAGGACAAGUGUAAAGGCCACACCAAGCCCCCGCCAAGCAGAGAGGAUCACAUCCCGUGUGGCCUGUCGUGGCAUGGAGGGGAGGGAAGGCUAUGGUCUCCACCUGCACGGAUAGCCCACUGUGCCUUGCCGCUCUCUGGGAACUUGAGGAAGCUGGCUUUGGUUGGGGGUGGUUUCCUUCCGUCUUUCUGUGAACCUGACCGGGGUGGUGGGCAGCUCCGUGUGGAGCACAGAGCCCCACCUUGUGAUUGGCACCACAGCAUGCCUGUCAUUCUGAACGGUGACUCUCCAGAGGCUUGUUAGAGACUUGCUUUGAGAAAGAUGGGGUCAUGCCGAAGCUGGUGGGAGCCACACCUACUCCAGCCCCCUAAGGCUACUCUUUGGUAUUUGUGGCCCAGGCCUGAAGGAAUUGCAGGUGAUGGUCCAUGGCACAGACGCCCCCCCCCCCCCAACACACCCCCCCAUGGCAGGGUGCCAGCACAGGGGGCUCCAGGUGACUCUGUACUUUCUUAAAACAUUUGUUUUGUGAAAAAAUCAACUGCAGGCUCACCACCCAGAAAAGACCCCUGUGAACAUUUUGGUGUAUAGCCUGCCCCCCGCCCCCCUUCACAAACAGUGGUUUCCUUUUUAAACUAAAUUGGGAACAUACAACAUACACCAUUUUGCAUCUAGCUUUUUUCACUUAACAUUUUGUCUUAAGCAUUUCCCCAUGUCAUGAACAAUGAUUCAAAAACAUUGUUUUUAAUUAUUGUAGUUUAAUGGCUAUACAUUUUAUCAUAAUUUAUCUGACCAUUUCCCUGUUGUAAAACAUUUAGAUGGUUUCUGAUUUUUCACUAUUUAAAUAAUGCUGCAAUGAAUAUCCUUAUAAAUCUUUGAUUUUUGACUCUGAUCCCCCCUGCCCCCAGUUUCUAGAAGUGGUAUUUUUGGGUCAAAGAGUUUGUUAGUUUUAAAGGUGGUAUUAAUCUCUCUUCCUCUGUCUUGAUCUGAUGCUUAGAUGCUCAGAGUUCUAGUACAGAACUUCCUUAUUUGUGUCCUACAGAUUCUGAACAAAUCUACUUCCGGUAAGCUGUGUGUUCCAAAGAAUGUUUGAAUAAGACUGGUCUUUUUUUUUUUAAUGCUAAAAUGAUGUCAUUACCGCAGUUCCUUUGUGACAGAUUUUUCCAAAAGCCAAUUUAUUUUCAUUGAAAGGAUCUGGUUAUGCUUGCAUGUUAGUUACCUUCCCAUCCCUGCUGCUGUGGCUUUCAAGUGCUUGGUAGUAUUUUCAGAAUCUUGUACUUUGUGUCCACAAUGGUACUGAAUUUGCAUCUGCACAGUCAGCAGAGAUAAAAAGUGUUGAACUGACCUUGCCACAUGCUUUUUGGAUGAUUUGUAGUUAAGUUCAUAGACUCAGAAAGUACAUUGGGCUAUUUGGAAUCAGUAAAAGAGCAAAGGCUGUACUUGAAAAAGAAACCACGUAGACAAUUGGGUUUCAGAGAAAUGUUAUUUGUCCCCAUGCUCUUCAAGUCGUGGGACUCUGUCAGAGUGUCUGAGCGGUUUGGUAGAGCCAAUAGCCAGGCUUUUUCACUAGAAUGUGACUGUCCUGUGGCCAGGCUUUUUCAUACAGUCUGCCUGUCCUGUGGCCAGGUUUCUCACUGCGGAGUGUGUCCUGGCUGCUGUGGGUUUAAGGGCUUCUCCCCUCUUCUCGCCCACAGGGUUGCAGGUUGCCUAGUUGUCUUCCAGUCCAGACCAUCCAAAUUUGGUUUCAUUCUUAAUUUCUCCACUUUAGUUUGGGGUCCAUUGAUUCUGAGGGGAAACAUGCAUGAGAGAUUUUCCUUCGUGCCAUGCUCAGUGCCACUUGACUCUGCCAGAGAUAUGGCUGAAUUGUGCAGAAUUAGGUCUCCUGCCUUCCUCUGAUACCCGAGCCCCUCUCCCUGGCAGGUCUACAGACUGCGGGGUGCUCACUGCCCAGACGCAGAGGCUGCAGCCGCUAGGAGGGUGUGGCGAAGGUACUAUUCUUGGAGAGUUUGCCAUAUACCUGUUUUUCCACAUUGCUUCUUUUCAUAUCCAAACCUAACAUGAACUGAUGGCGACUCAAGUGGAUGUGGCCCUUGGCUUUUAGGCAGCCUACAUGGCAAGUACCUUAAAUCAGGGCAGGAGGCAAUCCCAGAGCCUCUGAGGGGCACAGGCUGCCUGUGGAAAACUGGUCUGGGGAGGAAGCUGUUCCAGCAAAGGGCAGUUUUGUCUGUAGCUCAGACAGCUGUGGUGGACAACUGAAUGACCUGAAUUUUCCCCGUAACUCAUUUCUUCAGUAUGAGGAAACACCAAACUUUGUGUACAGAGAACUUUUUACAAAAGGCAAACCUUUUUUUAGCUGUGUAAUCCACCCUGGUCUAACCUAUCUGGCUGAAGAAUAGGGGCCAUUUUGCUGGUGAAAAGUCUCUAUCGUGAUCAUAAGUUUGAUUGGACGUUGGUAAAUUAAAUCCUUGCAGUAUUUAGAGCUGCUGUAGCUGUUCCUUAACAACAAAAUAGGAUGAGUCAAUAAAUAGUAUGUUAGCUGUCUUUCAGGUUGGUGGCAGUCAGUUAGAACAUGUGUAAUAUUCUCUACCUGGUCUGUAGCUGUAACUGUGAUGUACAGGCAAAGCAAAAAUUUAAAAAACUUAUGAAAACAAAUAAUGCAAUGAUAUUAGAAUAUACACUUUUGUAUUUUUAUUCUUAUAUAAGGUUAUUUGCUGGCUAUUGUUGGCCUCUAGUUCAGUCUGUGUUAUUUAAAAUCUAAUAUAUGAAUUAUUUGGAUUGAAUUCAUGUUCGGGGCCACGUUGUUGUAUGUAUUGAUGUACAGCCUUGAAUGUGAAUAAUUAUUGUAAACUAUAUUUUACAACUUUUUUUCUGGCUUUAUUAUAUAAAUUUUCUAUUUGGUCAAUGAUUUAAUCAUAUAAUUUAAUGAAUAUGUUUAUUCUCUUUUUUUCAAAUAUUUGUGCUUUAGAUGUAGUUACAGGAUGAUGAAUUUUCCACGUAUGCUCGGUAGUCUUAUAAUAAAAAAAGCAUGUAGAGUGUA